Molecule: messenger RNA, 2794 nt
Organism: Pseudoliparis swirei
Lineage: Eukaryota; Metazoa; Chordata; Actinopteri; Perciformes; Liparidae
Gene: slc60a2b
Product: major facilitator superfamily domain containing 4B
Exons: 4
Coding region: 227-2095 (622 amino acids)
Source: RefSeq, a predicted model, not a curated record
UGUUGCCAUAUGGAGGGUUCCCGUCCGCUGGUCCCCGGCCCGCUGUCAUCCUCCGAGCCGUCCAGCGGGUUCAAAGAAGACUGACCGCGUUUGAACCACUUGGCACUAGAGGGACCCGCAAGGGGCGCCUGCGGAAGAACGCCCCGAAGCCAACGCAUCGCUAUCGGGCGGUUAUCGCUGUUUACACGCCGGUUGAACGGCGCGGCGUAGUAAGAAACUGACAGGUAUGUCUUCGUCCGCCGCACGAGACACUGUUGUCAAAAAGAAGCAAGUUCGUUUCGCCAGCAUGGAGGACGAAAACGACGAGGACCAGGAGGAGGACACCCUGUUUGACAAGAGCAAGGACGCCGGGAGGGGGCUCAAGAGCGCACUGAAAGCGGCCAAGAGGAGCGCGAAUCCGGGAUGCGACGACAGGACGGAGGUGGUGGGCGGAGGAGCGUGCGGGCGCUGGAUGGUCACGCUCGCGCUCUGUGCAUCUUUCCUGGGCUUGGGGAUGAGCAUCUCCGUUCUUGGCCCCACAUUCGAGGACCUCGCCGUGAACGUGAAGAAGAACAUCAGCAAUAUUUCUUACAUCUUCGUGGGCCGGUCAGCUGGCUACAUCGGUGGUUCCCUCUUCGGAGGAAUUCUGUUCGACUGCAUGAACCCCCACCUCCUGCUAGGUUUUUCUAUGCUGGUCACAUCAGUGGGAAUGUUUGGGAUCCCCUUCUGUAAGCAAGCGCUGGUCCUCACUGGGCUCAUGUCCAGCAUUGGGAUGUCGAUGGGUAUUCUGGACACAGGUGGGAAUGUCCUCAUCCUGAACACGUGGGGCGAGCAGGCGGGCCCUCACAUGCAGGCGCUGCACUUUAGCUUCGCUGCCGGGGCCUUCGUGUCUCCGAUCAUAGCCAAGCUGCUGUUUGGGCCCGACGCCGACGGCAGCGCGGGAAUUGCCGUGGCGACCAACUCGACCCCUCCCGUCCCCACAGAGCAAAUCACCAAAGUCCCCGACGCACACGCGAUCAUCCGCUUCGCCCACAGCAGGAGCUCCGCCCUCAAAUCCAUGUGGGCCUACGUCGUGAUCGGCUCCUACAUCUUUCUUGUCUCCUUCCUCUUCUUCAUCCUCUACUGUCGCAGCAGCGCCUCGCUGGCCAGAGCCAGGGCGUCCCCGGGGAAGCCCCCGGUGGCCAAACACCACGUGGCCCUGAUCGCCCUGCUCUGCUGCUUCUUCUUUGGCUACGUCGGUGCCGAGGUGGCGUACGGCUCCUUCAUCUUCACCUACGCCAAGGACUACGCCAACAUGCCUCAGUCCCAGGCCGCCGGGCUGAACUCCUUGUUCUGGGCGACGUUCGCCGCCUGCAGGGGGUUGGCCAUCUUCUUUGCGUCCUGCGUGUCCCCGGGCACCAUGAUCCUGCUCAGCCUGGUGGGCUCCACCCUGUCCUCGCUGCUUCUCUGCCUCUUCAGCAAGCAGACGGUGGCCCUGUGGGUUUGCACCGGUCUGUACGGUGCCUCCAUGGCCACCACCUUCCCCAGCGGCAUCUCCUGGGUGGAACAGUACACCACGGUGACCGGCCGGACGGCAGCCGCCUUCGUGGUGGGCGCGGCAUUGGGCGAGAUGGUCCUUCCCGCUCUUGUGGGCUUCCUGAUGGGGAAGUUCCCGGGCCAGCCCCUGCUUAUGUACCUGUCUCUCACCACCGCCACCUUCACCUCCAUCCUCUUCCCGGUCAUGUGCAAGCUUGCCUCGGCCACCGGUGGCCAGAGCAGGAAGCCCCGCACCAGGGGUCGGCCCGACGCGGACGACAGCGAAUAUCGGCAGGCGCUGCUGGACUCGGGGGUCAAUGAGGAGGAGGAGGAGGAGGAAGAGGAGCAGCAGCAGCAGGACGACGACAACGAGGCCGAUCAGUGGAACGACGCAGACUUUGAGGUCAUCGAGAUGGAUGACACGGCAAGUCUCAUCCAAUCCCCCAGCAAGACUUCCAGUCCAACAGGGAGCUCUGCUGCCUCCAACCACCGGGCGACGGAGCCCGCAGGUGGAGCCUCUUUCUCCAACACCAUGUCCCUAGUGGCCGACUCCCCGAGACGCAAACUACUGCUCUCUCUGGACCGAGAGAAGCGGGACUGAAGCCUCCUCCUGUUCCGGGUGCCCUUUAUCUCUUCACUAUAAACUACGAGCUUUGGUCGAUUUUGUUGUCCAGAACCUGAAGAUUCCAAAAUUUAUGAACAGAUGAUUUACUGUGUUCUGACUUAAACAGACCGAAACCUGUGCAGUUUGUAAACCAUACCAUUGUGUCGACUGAAGUUAGUUAUCAGCGGGGCCUUUUCAAUCCGUUCUGGAUGAAGAGGAUCCGAGUUGGAGCGACGGAUUCCUUGAAAUGACGUCAUUGAUACAAUAAUUGAUUCCCCUCGAGGCUCCUGUGUUGGCCCUCCACAGUGUCAGUCACGUUGUGCUAGAAAACAGGUUGAAUUGAGUGCCUUGCUGGAGGGCACAUGAGCAGAGUGGAUGAGAUUGUCGCACUCUUCUUCUUCUUCUUCAUAACCCUGAUGGCAAAAAACCCACGUUUAUAAAUGUGCGUUAUUGCAGCGGUUUCAUCAACAGGACACGUGAUGCUUGUUGUGAGAUUUAAAUUAAAUUGGUUUUCUUGUUGCACUUUAGUAAAGAGCAGAGUUUUGUUUUUGUCAUUCUCUUCUUUAAUCAUGGAUCUCAAUCAUGUGUCAGUUAACUGAAUCAUUGACAGGCUGCAUUUUAAUACAUUGACUUUUUUAUUAUAUCAAUCUCAAACCUCGACCCACAGCAAUGUCCAUUAAAAACAAACAAAAAACA